This is a messenger RNA of Solanum lycopersicum (tomato), 1774 nucleotides long. RefSeq names its product protein WHAT'S THIS FACTOR 1 homolog, chloroplastic. NCBI's taxonomy places the organism in Eukaryota, Viridiplantae, Streptophyta, Magnoliopsida, Solanales, Solanaceae. The record is from RefSeq and is a predicted model, not a curated record. Gene Ontology annotation, molecular function: RNA binding.
GAACCGACCUUAGCUCAGUUGGUAGAGCGGAGGACUGUAGUGUGCUUCAUAGCAAUCCUUAGGUCGCUGGUUCGAAUCCGGCAGGUCGGAGUUUUUCUUAACAGUCAUCUCUUUCUUCUUCAUUUUUCUCCCUUUUUGGCAUUCUUAAACCCUACACCUCAAAAACCAGAAAAAUCACAAACUAAACGAUACAAAAAAUGACAGUUUGGCGUCUCUUUUGGACCAAAUCCACCGCCAUUUCUUCAAAUUCAAAACCUUCACAACAUUUCUCCUUAAACCCUAACUCAACUUUCUCUCAAUUCACUGCCCACUUCAGACAAUUUUCCACUUCCUUCCUCGUCACAAAAAUCCCAAAGAAAUUCCGCAAGAAGCGAAAGAAAAAGGAAUCCCCACGUACCAAAUUGGUUCAAACUCAACCAAAUAUCAAUCCCCAUUUCGAAAACAUUCUUUUUCGUGAUACCCAUUUCAGAUUUCUUACUAAAACUAAAGAAUUCCUCUCCAAACAACCCCAUCAUGUACUUCCCCUUGACGAUGCCGGAAAACUCCACCAGCAGCUGGGGUUCCCUCGUGGCCGGAAAGUUGUCCGAUCCCUCCAACGACACCCUUCAAUUUUCGAAAUUUAUCGGCAUGAUGAUGGUAAGAUGUGGAUUGGGUUUACUGAUUUGAUGGAACAAUUGUUGGAUGAGGAGGGUAAAGUUAUGAAUGAAAUGGAAAGUGAUAGGGUUAGUGUAGUUAGGAAAUUGUUAAUGAUGUCGAAAGAUAAGAGAAUUGCUUUGAGUAAAAUUUAUCAUAAUAGGCUUUUAUUUGGUAUACCUGAAGAUUUCAGGGAUAGGAUAAGAAAGUAUGAGGAUUAUUUUAAGGUGGUUGUUGAGGAAGAUGGGAAAAGGGUAAUUGAGCUUGUGAAUUGGGAUCCUACAUUGGCGGUGAGCGCAUUGGAGAAGGAGUAUAUGGUUGAUGAGGAUAAGGUGAAGAAGGCGUUUAAGUUUCCGAUAAAACAUGGGAAGGCAUUGGAUUUGGAUGAAGGUGAUGAGAGGAAGUUGAAUUUGUUGUAUACGUUGCCAUUGGUUUCGCCUUAUUCUGAUGGGAGUAAGCUGGAUUUGUGGACGGUGGAGGCGGAGAAGUUUAGGGUGGGAUUGAUUCAUGAGUUCUUGAGCUUGACAUUGGAAAAGAGAGCUUAUAUACACAACAUUGUGGAGUUCAAGGAGGAGUUUUGUCUUACGAAGCAUACUUAUCAGAUGCUCUUGAAACAGCCUCGGACAUUUUACUUGGCUGGUACAGAAAUGAAUUGGUCUGUGUUUCUUAAGGAUGCUUAUGGAGAAGACGGGGUUUUGCUAAAUAAGGAUCCGCAGGUGCUGUUCAAUGAGAAACUUCAUAGAUAUGCAGACAUGAAAGUAGUGAAGCCAAGCAGUGAUGCCUAUGAAACAUGAAAGGUUGAAUUAGCUUUAACGUCUAGUGUAACUUAUGGUGAUGAUGGAGCGUCGUAGAGCAGAAUUUACUCGAAGAAUGCAGAAGAAGAAUUAUGGUGGACCUCAUCCACCUAUAUUAUAUAUCAAAGCAACACAAGUCUUGAGGUACCUAGAGUUGUUUCAAACACUCAUUUACCAUUUUCCUGCUGCCUAUUGUUUUCAGCUGUAAAUUUUUAUCAUGCCUGUACUCUUGUCAUCUUCGAAAUGUAGAGCACUACUGCAUUCACAAUGUAAGAUAAUAUUGAGUAUCCUACUAUUAUUUGAGAAGUUUGAUUUAAUCGAAACAAGACUUAGUUUGGGCGUCUAAA